AAAAACCUCGUUUUUAAGCAAAGUCAAUAUAUUUCUUAAGCAAAUCUAGAGGCUAAAUCAACAUGGCUCACAUUGGAACUUUUAUAGCAAUUGCUCUGCUCGCCGCUGCGGCUCCGCCUUCUUGUCCAGGAGGUUGUUCUGGUUGGGUGCAACAUGGCUAAAAUGAUGUUAAAUAUGAUUAAAAAAAUAAAAUAUGAUUUUAUUCGAGAAUACAUCCUGGCAUUGAGAAAAUAA
This is a messenger RNA of Drosophila sechellia, 234 nucleotides long. RefSeq lists its product as uncharacterized. The record is from RefSeq and is a predicted model, not a curated record. The coding region runs from base 63 to 161 and encodes 32 amino acids. The transcript is spliced from 2 exons. Lineage: Eukaryota; Metazoa; Arthropoda; Insecta; Diptera; Drosophilidae.